AUCAGGAGCGACUGUUCGACUUAACGCCGUAUUCUCUAUCGUAGGCCAGCCUAACCGCAUCGGGGCCUCACUCUCCGCCUUCCGAAGCUCAUUUUAGAACGCGAGACACGUCCCUCUUUUGCGCUGGGAAUUCCCUGGCAACGGUGUUGAACCAGUUCUGUUUUGCUACUCGAACGGUGGCUAACACGAUGCCCACCGCAGUAUACGCGUCCUAACAAUGUCUACCCCCGAUCGCAAGUUCGAUCGGUUCUCUUCCCGGCGCAACAACCAUCUCCCAUACGAGUCGCCCUUCCGACGAGCGCGCCUGAAUAACCACUCCGCACCCGAUAUCGAUGUGUCGCGCAUCCCCAGUCCCAGUGCGAAAUAUGGCGCGAGUCCACGGAGGAGCUUUGGCCAGACGCGGACACUGAGAGGCGCCUAUGAAGCGGCAUCCCGAACAGGCACAACAAUGGCAGACGACAGCUCGCGGCCAAUAAUCCCGCCGAUACGCUCUGCGGGGAGGACUCCAAGCCCCCAGACUAGACGACAGAGAAAUGCGUCUGGAUCGGCACGGUCGCCGGUAUCAGACGUAUCCAGUCCGCCGGGAGAAUUGCUCGAUGCGUACCGGCAGAUCAACGAUGCGGACAACCUGGUCGAUUUGGUCGAACAGGACGAGUAUGACUUCCAACAGGACCAGCUACGAACGGACCGCAUGCGGCACCCCUCACCGCGACACACGAUGAGAGAUACUCAUAGGAGAGCUUCAGAUCACAUGGAUGAAGAUCUAAGCUUCCUGGACGAGCUGACGGACGACUCGCUGCGGGCGAACCUCGCGAACCAUAUCCGGGAUGAGCAACGACUCAAGCGCGUCACCGCAAAGGAAUCUCCCGUGUUCAGCAGAGCAAAAGUGGGAAUCAAGGCGGCGCUGUCGGCAGACAAUCUGCAACGGCGCGAGACACAGCAGGCGGAGGAGGUCGACGACGGCAUGGACCCAUCAUUGAACCUUCCAAGAAGUUGGGGUAAUGGGCGACGAAGUCAUAGGGACUGGCUGAGCACCCUCAAACGUCGCAAUGGGAAUGCAUCAAUGGAAGAACCAUCCAAGGACGAACCAGUCGUUCCAGGAUGGGAGCCCGAGAUUGACUUCACGGCCAGAUCGCUGCAGGUAUCCGACAGCCCUCCCAUGCGCAGACCGGCUGAGACGCGAAUGGGAACGGAAAGAGUGAUGGGACGUCGAUCUCCAAGGUCGGCCAGUGAAGACACGCCAAAGAAUAUCUCACCAGAAAAAGGGCGGCCGUCGCAGAGUGGAAGUCCGAUCCCCAACAGUCCAGUUGUCAUCUACAAGGAUUCAAGCAACAAGCCCGCCAUGGCCAAGAACGAUUCACAAGAGCUUCUGCGCAAGCUUGCAAGGGCAGAAAGCCCGCCUCAGAAUACGCCGCAGACUAGCACUCCAGAAUCAAAACCUGUCGACAAAUGGAUGUUGGCGAAAACACCAGUCGUAACUGGCGCGUGGGUGGACACGCCCAUGACUGAACGAGUUGCUAAACCUCCGCAAGACGUAACAGAAGAGAUACUGUCGCCCAGCAAUACAGCGCGCAAAACAAAUCCCAAAUCUGAAGAUACCCCUCAAGCGCCAGAAGAGCGGCCACCGCAGAAGCAGGAGACGAAGAAAUACGGAUCAGAAAAGGAAGAAACGAAGAAGCAGGAGCCGGCGAGAAAUGAGCCACAGAAGAGACCCGCGCAGAAAGAGGAGCCUAAAAAGCCUGAAGAGAAGAAAGUGAAGAGAAAGCUGGAGCUGAUCAAACCUCGCCUACCAAAGAGCGCCUUGGAGAGUGUCCUUGAACACGCUAAAUCCGAAGACCACUCUUUGAUGUUGGGCGACGAUACGAUCGACUCUCUCCAGAAUAUGCUUGAUCAGGACUCAAGCUUCAUCAAGACCGAAGAUGAUUCUGCUACCGAUGACCAGGUUGAUCCGACGAUCUCAGAAUACGACGACCCCUCGCUACCUGGAGAACCAGUCGUUUUCCUAGAUAAUAUGAGCACUAAACUUCGUUCUAUGGGCAAGAACAUCCACGAGGCAAGACAGGGACUCCACAAUCUAGGCAGCGAUCUCGAAGGCUAUCUCUCCGGCAGGAAAGCAGCAUAUCGACAGGAUGGUAUCUCCCAUCGCAUCUAUCGCCUGAGAUGGUUCAUCCUCGCCGCUAUCAUCUGGUACUGGACAGAGAACGUUAUGUGCAGCUACUACUGCCACCCCUUCGUCGCAGACACCUGCGAUCGCAAUUGUCUCGCUCCUGAUGCACCCCGCUUCCCAUUCGUCCUUCCGACAAUGCUCUGGCGCUGGUCGCAUCUCUCCACGGUUUUGACACCGGUAUUGACACUCCUCGUCGCCUUCUUUCGGCUUAUCGCUCAACUCUUCGGUUUUUGGGACGGCUAUUUGGACGACUCUCCAUCUUCAGUGCAGCCAUGGGGGCUGAGCAAAUUCGGAUUUGGCCAUGGCCAAGGGCCACCCCUUCGGAAUAUCCCUGUCGUCAUCAAAGGCACACCGAACAGUCAACACACGCAAAGUAUACGAGCCGCCACUGGCCUUCCAAGUCAGAUACAGGUCCCUACGAACCGAGAACCGACACAAUACUGGGACAAUGAUGGGCUCAGUAUGGACAAUGACGAGGAUCUCUAAAUAAACAACUGGUGACUGUUAGACAAUUGCACUUUCUGGUCCGGGGCUCUCUUUAUCCAUUUUCCCUUUUCUUUUUUGCGACGAAAGCAAGGCGGAGCAUCGAACCGGAACGGAAUAUCAAGCGGAGUCAAAAAGGAGAUUAUUUAAAGGCGUUGGUUUUAAUGAUCAGGAAAUCGGGAGUUCGUCGGUAUAAUAUUCCGUCGUCACCUUUGCUAGUUAUUCAAUGGAUUUCUUUUGAACUUUCAUCUCGAUGAUACCAUGCUGCAAGACUGUUGGAGAUGAGACUAGGGGAAGGGGAUCAAUUAAAGAUUAGGUAGAUCGAAGAAUAAAUCUGACAUAGCAUGGGCUAGCAUAUCUAAGUACUUGGUUCUAGUCUAAUCUUGCCUUGCAAGGGCACAAUGGAA
Paecilomyces variotii is the source of this 3057-nucleotide messenger RNA. RefSeq lists its product as hypothetical. The record is from RefSeq and is a predicted model, not a curated record. Lineage: Eukaryota; Fungi; Ascomycota; Eurotiomycetes; Eurotiales; Thermoascaceae. The transcript has a single exon. Bases 218 to 2653 code for a protein of 811 amino acids.